Molecule: messenger RNA, 2852 nt
Organism: Periophthalmus magnuspinnatus
Lineage: Eukaryota; Metazoa; Chordata; Actinopteri; Gobiiformes; Gobiidae
Product: zinc finger protein 271-like
Exons: 4
Coding region: 124-2370 (748 amino acids)
Biological process (GO): regulation of cytokine production; regulation of immune system process; negative regulation of transcription by RNA polymerase II
Source: RefSeq, a predicted model, not a curated record
UAAAUGUUGAGUCCUGAUUCUUCUGAGGGUUUAAGGUUUUUCUCUCUGUAACACGUGUCCUGUGGAUUUAAAGCACAUCUGCCUCAAGUCGAGUCACAGUUGAGUCUUAAAGGACGUUUUGAAAUGGCGAUAUCUCAGAAAGCUGUCCAGAUGUCCUCUCCUGGUCCUGGUCUGAACCAGGACGUCCCAGACACACUCCAGAUUAAAGAGGAGCCAGAAGAAGAGGGGAUCAAACAGGAGCCAGAAGAAGAGGGGAUCAAACAGGAGCCAGAAGAAGAGGGGAUCAAACAGGAGCCAGAAGAAGAGGGGAUCAAACAGGAGCCAGAAGAAGAGGGGAUCAAACAGGAGCCAGAAGAAGAGGGGAUCAAACAGGAGCCAGAAGAAGAGGGGAUCAAACAGGAGCCAGAAGAAGAGGGGAUCAAACAGGAGCCAGAAGAAGAGGGGAUCAAACAGGAGCCAGAAGAAGAGGGGAUCAAACAGGAGCCAGAAGAAGAGGGGAUCAAACAGGAGCCAGAAGAAGAGGGGAUCAAACAGGAGCCAGAAGAAGAGGGGAUCAAACAGGAGCCAGAAGAGCAGCUGCAAGUGUGUCUAACUGAAUCAGGAGCUGUGUGUGUGAAGACAGAAGAGUUCAAAGAGGAGUUGGAAGAAGAGAUCGUCAAACAGGAGGAAGAACAGCUGCACGUGCUUGUCUCCGAGUCCAGUGUUGUGUGUGCAAAGACAGAAGAGUCCUCACUGCUUCAACCAAGAGAAGACACACAGGGAGAGGACAUCAGCUCAGAGACUGAGGGAGACACGGAGCACUCUUCUGACUAUGACGACGACUGGAAAGCUCCAUUCAGCUUUUCAGAUGAUGAAGACCAGGACUACAACCGAGUCCACAUCAGUCCAACCUCUGGUGCAGACUUGUAUUUGGGGGGGAGGCCUGAGACCAGUCCCACUGUGGACAAUGGAGACAUGUCAGGAACAGGUGAAGGAGCUGAGAGCAGGAAAUACCAAUGCUCUGUUUGUGUAAAAAGAUUUGGGUCUAAGUAUGAUUUACAAAGACACAUUAGAGUUCACACAGGAGAGAAACCAUUCAGCUGCCCAUUCUGUAAGAAAGCAUUUGCUCAAAUUGGUAAUCUUGCAGUACACAUAAGAACACACACAGGAGAGAGACCUUACAUCUGUUCAAUUUGUAAGAAAGGGUUUACAAAUUCCACCAGCCUCAAAUAUCAUAAGGAAACACACACAGGCGAAACACCACUCAACACCACUGCACCAAAUUCAGAUCUGUCCCCCGAAUACAAGUCUGCAUCAGAGACAAGUGCCACUGUGAACAAUGGAGACAUGUCAGGAACAGCUGAAGGAACUGGAAGGAAGAAACACCAAUGCACUGUUUGUCCAAAGAGAUUUUGGUCCAAACAUGUUUUACUAAGACACAUUAGAGUUCACACAGGAGAGAAACCAUUCAGUUGUUCAAUCUGUAAAAAGGCAUUUGCCCUGAAGAGUCAUCUGACAGAACACACGAGAACACACACAGGGGAAAAGAUUUACCGAUGUUCAAUCUGUAAGAAAACAUUUAUCAAAAAAGGUGACUUUACUGAACAUAUGACAACACACACAGGAGACAAACCUUACAGCUGUUCAGUCUGUGAGAAAUCAUUUAUCAGAAAAUGCCAUUUUACUGUACACAUGAGAACGCACACAGGUGAGAAACCUUACAGCUGUUCAAUCUGUCAGAAAGCAUUUACUCAAAAGAGUAAUCUUGAAAGACACAUGAUAACACACACAGAGACACAGUACAGUUGUUCAGUCUGCAAGAAAUCAUUUCCUGACGAAGGUAAUCUUGCAGUACACAUGACAAUACACACAGGGGAGAAACCUUACAGCUGUUCAGUCUGUGAGAAAGCAUUUAGUUUAAAGAGUAAUCUUGCAAUGCACAUGAGAACGCACACCAGUCAAAAACAAUUCAGCUGUUCUAUCUGUGAGAAAACAUUUCCAGCUAAAUGUAGUUUCGCAGAACACAUGAAAACGCACAAAGGAGAUAAGUCUUACAGCUGUUCUGUCUGUAACACGUGCUUCGCCACAAGCUCUCAUCUGAAAAGGCACAAUAAGAGAAAUCAUGCAGGUGAAAAGCCUCACAACUGUUCAGUUUGUAACACACGGUUUAACUGUAGCUCUUAUCUGAAAAUUCAUAUGAGAAGUCACACAGGGGAGAAACCUUACAGCUGUUCUAUCUGUAAUGCACGGUUUAACCAGAGCUCCAAUCUGCGCAGACACAUGAAGAAUCACAAGGGAGAAAAACCUUACAGCUGUUCUGUCUGCAAUACACAUUUCAGCCAGCGCUCUCAUUUGAACAGACAUAUGAAAAAUCACAAAGGAGAGACAUAGACUGCAAUGUGUUUGUCAUGUUACUGUUCUAAAGAGAUUAUUGUUUAAAACGGAGAUGAAAUUCUGUGAUGAAAUGAACUGCUAAAUAUUAAAGCAGACCUAUUAUGCAAAAUGAUUUUUCAGAGCUUUUGACCAUGUUUCAGUUUCUCCCUCUCAUUUAUCCAGUCGAAGUUGUAUUUGUAGUAAUUUGUGACUGUUUUCUAGAGGCCAUAUUGCCGAUCAAUCACUGUUCUCACCGCUACCGGCAUACGCCUACUGUGACGCACUUGUUUUAGGUAAAUAUUGCGAUUUAAAAUGUCCAAAUUAUAAUGUAAUCUAUGACACCCAUGGAUCUAAUUAUACCGGUACAGCAGAUACAAGCACAAUAGGUCUUCUUUAAUACUGCACGGACUUGGUUUAUGUAUAUUUCUGUUAUUACUGAGCCUUUUGGAAAGAAACUCGUAAAUCUCUGCACAAAUAAACCUAGUUGUAUUGUGAGUUUG